UCGCUUGAGCAACAAGCAAAAAAAAUGAAGUUCAGAUCCAUCAACAAAUUCCCACCAUGCAAUGUUGGCGACACAGUUAGAGUCAAACUACCAGAAGUAGACAGAAGUAAGGGUGAUCCACAGAAUGUACUCUUUGCGAUUGUGUCUAUAAGUGAUAAUCAAUAUUACGAACUCGGUAAUAAAAAUGGCACUCUUCAUCAACUUUAUUCCAGAAAUCAAUUCACUGUAUGCUCUGAACCAUUAAUAGAUAUUUUAGAAGUUUUAGCCACAAAAAAAUCUUUGCGUGAAAUAGCUAAUGAACAAUCUUUUUCCGGUGGUCAAGGUUUUAAGAAGUGUUUAUGUAAAACUACAUGCUUAACAAAUAAAUGUAAAUGCAAAUCCGGGGGAAUACUUUGUAAUUCUAAAUGUCAUCCAAACUCAAAUUGUUCUAAUAAAUAAUUGUAUUUCGCUUAAAAUAAAUAGUAAAUAGUAAAUAGUAAAAUUGUUCAAAUAUAUAAUUUAUAGUUUAAUCGUAAUAAUAAUAAAUAAUUUUUUUUUGAAUUAGUAUAAUUUGGUUUUUGCUACUAGAAAGACUUUGUAUAAUCUGUACCAUUUACCGAAGUUAUAAGUUUACGAUUAUAGUUAUACGAAUACAUUAUCCACAGCACACCGGAUAAUGUAUAAAUUGAUUGGAUACUACAUAUUUAAGGUGGAUAAUGUAUACAUUACACUGUUCGUAUGGAUGAGGUUCACAUUACCCGGGUAAUAUGUACACUAACCAUUUUUAUACUUUACCCGUAACA
Molecule: messenger RNA, 782 nt
Organism: Daktulosphaira vitifoliae (grape phylloxera)
Lineage: Eukaryota; Metazoa; Arthropoda; Insecta; Hemiptera; Phylloxeridae
Exons: 1
Coding region: 25-438 (137 amino acids)
Source: RefSeq, a predicted model, not a curated record